Messenger RNA from Penaeus chinensis, 873 nucleotides. RefSeq names its product baculoviral IAP repeat-containing protein 7-B-like. The record is from RefSeq and is a predicted model, not a curated record. Gene Ontology annotation, molecular function: ubiquitin protein ligase activity; cysteine-type endopeptidase inhibitor activity involved in apoptotic process. Lineage: Eukaryota; Metazoa; Arthropoda; Malacostraca; Decapoda; Penaeidae. Gene Ontology annotation, cellular component: nucleus; cytoplasm. Gene Ontology annotation, biological process: regulation of cell cycle; negative regulation of apoptotic process; positive regulation of protein ubiquitination.
AUGGACAGUGUUUGGGUGCUGGAAUAUUCGACAAUAGAAAAAAGACUAGCAAGUUUUGAAAAGUGGCCUGAUUAUAUUGAACAAAAACCACAAGAUCUUGCCGAAGCAGGAUUUUAUUAUAAAGGUGAUGACCGUGUUUACUGUUUCUACUGUAAUGUUGGUCUUUGCAAUUGGCAGAAAGAAGAUAUACCUUGGAACGAACAUGCCAUGCGGAUGCCAUCUUGCCCCUAUGUCUUUAUAGAAAAAGAAAUUUACCAAAAACCACAAGCUCUUGCCGAAGCUGGCUUUUAUUAUAAAGGUGUGAGUGACCAUGUUUACUGUUUUCACUGUAAUGGUCAUAUUCGCAAUUGGGAGAAAGAGGAUAUACCUUGGAAUGAACAUGCUAAAUGGUAUCCAGAUUGUAACUAUCUCCUUUUAAAGAAAGGCCAGUCACUAUUGGCCAAAGCUGGAUUCUUCUAUAUUAUGGGACAUGUAAAAUGCUUUUCUUGUGAUUUAACAAUUGACCCGGAAAAUCUCAGAACAUCAGAUGACAUUAUAAAGAUUCACAAGGAGAAAAGCCCCGAAUGUCUGUUUGCACAAAGUUUAUUUUCUCUUGAAAAUAUUGAUAAGUUUUGUAAACCGCCUCAAAUACAAAAUAUGGAAGACCAUGCAUCUCUAGAAGCUGUAUCCAAUGCAGGAAAAAUGGAAGACCAUGCAUCUCUAGAAGCUAUGAAGAAAAAGAGAUAUUCCAUUCAAUAUUAUAUAUGCAGAGUAUGUAUGGACAAUAGCGCACAUAUGGUAUAUAUUCCGUGUGGACAUAUGGUUACUUGUGUAUGGUGUACUCUUCAAUUAUCUAACUGUCCCAUGUGUCGAAAAAGGAUCACACAUACAUAA